This is a messenger RNA of Aureobasidium pullulans EXF-150, 315 nucleotides long. RefSeq lists its product as uncharacterized. The transcript has 2 exons. Bases 1 to 315 code for a protein of 104 amino acids. The record is from RefSeq and is a predicted model, not a curated record. NCBI's taxonomy places the organism in Eukaryota, Fungi, Ascomycota, Dothideomycetes, Dothideales, Saccotheciaceae.
AUGCAGUUAGUCUACCGAUCCUACGUCGUCCUACCUAGCGAAGAGGUGCCUAAAAAGAUCCUAGAAAAUAGCAAGUUCUUGCUAUACUUUAAUGACUACGUCGGCACGCUAGAUAGGUCCUAUAUCGUUACGUAUAUCGAGGGUCUCUAUAACUUUAUAAAUAAGACUAACCGAACAUACGCAUCUAAGGACUUAACUAAGGAGGAUCUCGACGAGGUUAAAGAUAAGGAUAAUAACUAUAAGACUACGCUAGUCGAGGGAGGAGGGUUAAUUAUAAUAAACGCUCUACGAGAGCGUAUAGCUAAUAACAUGUAG